GAACCAUGACAACCAAACAAACUUCAAUAAUUUUUUAACAAUACUGAAUCAUGACAGAGGUUUCUAUAACUCCAAAAAAAAGUGCCAGAACUAUUCCGAAUCUAUAUGAUAAAACUAAAGCCGACGCUAGAGAGAGGAAGAGAAAUAUUCUGUACCUAAUUUACAAUUUUUUGGUGGAAAACAAAUUCAGUACAGUAGCCGAAACUCUAGAAAAUGACGCUAAUCUCGACAAUCAAUAUCAAGUAUGCGAAAAUAUUGACUUGGACAUUAUUUUGCAAGAAUAUCAAAGCUAUUACUACACGAAGUUUCAGAAGUAUCCCAAAAUAACAAGGAAAAUAGAAACGCCAUUAUCUAGUUCGAAAAAGAAAAAUGACGUGAGAUUAAAAUCAGCGAAAAGCAAGGAAAAGGAUAGCAAUAUCAAUCAAUUCGAGUGUGAACAGUUUCUUUUUGAUAUAGUUUCACUUAGUAACGGAAAAUCUACAGAGGAAACACCAGUAGAUAAAUUACUCAGCUGCUGCGAGGAUUAUUCAAACGACUGGAAAGAAAUGGCGGAACAAAUAUUGAAGGAGUUUGUUCCAAAAGAGUCACAAGGGACGAAUUGGAAAGACUGUAUAGGACUGACAGAUACGGUGGAAAAACUUAAAGAAGCCACAUUCUAUCCUUUAAUUUAUCCAGAUUUAUUUAAAAACGUAACUACGUGGAAAGGAAUUCUGCUAUUUGGCCCACCCGGGACAGGUAAAACGAUGUUGGCUAAGGCUCUAGCAGGAAAUGUGUCAACCUUUAUAAAUGUAACUGUGAGCAGCUUCGUGAGUAAAUGGCGAGGAGAAUCAGAGAAACUGAUAAAAGUGUUAUUUGAAUUAGCAAAAAAAUUUGCUCCAACGGUAAUAUUUGUUGAUGAAAUUGAUGCUCUUGGUUCAUCAAUGGAUUCUGGGCAGCAUGAAGCUUCAAGACGUUUAAAAAGCGAGCUACUUGUACAACUAGAUGGUAUACUUAGCACAGAGUCAAAGAUCUUUCUUUUAGGAAGUACCAACAGACCUUGGUCUUUAGAUCCGGCUUUGAUCAGACGGUUUGAAAAGAAAAUACUGGUACCACUACCCAAUGAAUGUGGAAGAUGCGAUUUAAUAAAGCAUUAUUUACAACACCCCACCGACAUCACGAACAACGAUUUUCAGUUGCUGGCUAGAAGAACAGAAAAUUUGUCUGGUUCUGAUAUAAAAACACUAUGCAAAGAAGCAACAAUGAUUUGUGUGAGGGAAAAAAUUAGCGAAAUCAACUCGAAAGGAAGUCAUAAAACCCAGAUGGAACUGAGGCGUGUUACUUUAAAAGACAUGGAAAGGGCUUUGGAGACAGUAAAGUCUUGCAGCAGAGAGACAGAGUAUGAAAAGUAUUUCGAAUGGAAUCAGAACUUUGGUUCAUAAUGAUUUAUGUGUAAACCCCAUAAAUUUCUUGAAGUAAA
Messenger RNA from Leptinotarsa decemlineata (Colorado potato beetle), 1456 nucleotides. RefSeq names its product katanin p60 ATPase-containing subunit A-like 2. The record is from RefSeq and is a predicted model, not a curated record. NCBI's taxonomy places the organism in Eukaryota, Metazoa, Arthropoda, Insecta, Coleoptera, Chrysomelidae.